Molecule: messenger RNA, 1521 nt
Organism: Linnemannia hyalina
Lineage: Eukaryota; Fungi; Mortierellomycota; Mortierellomycetes; Mortierellales; Mortierellaceae
Source: the annotation of a GenBank genome assembly
AUGAAGGAUGAGAUACACGCCGAACAGCAUGUCAUCAGCCCUGACGGCGACCACAAACAAGUCGCCAAGAAGGAAAAGUCCAGACUCUCUGCCAUCUUCACCGUCAUCUUCUCUGGCUUUGCACUGCUGUCGGAUGGAUAUCAGAUUGGAGUCCUGUCGCUCAUCAACGUCUGCUUCACCAAGAUCUACGGCGAUCAAUUCACUUCAGAAAUGUCGACCCGCAUCGGAAACUCGCUCUUUGUCGGCUGUAUCCUUGGACAGAUCGGAUUUGGAUUCAUCUGCGACCGUGUCGGUCGUAAGGUCGGUCUGAUGUUGACUACUAUACUCGUCAUUCUUGGAGCCGCGCUCUGUGCGGGUGCCUAUGGAGCUGGUGGAUCGGUUGAGGGACUCUUUUGGGCGCUGACGGUCUACCGUGGAAUCUUGGGUGUCGGUGUAGGAGGCGAGUACCCUUGUUCUUCGGCUUCUGCCUCUGAGGCUGCAGAUGUGGUCAUGCCCGGUCGCCGUGGAAUGUUGUUUGUCUUUGUCACCAACUUUGUCAUCGAUACCGGAUUCGUCCUCUCGGCUCUGGUGCCUCUGAUCCUGGCGUUGGCCGGGAGCAGUUAUGAAGUCAUCUGGAGAGUCUCGUUUGCGUUCGGAGUCCUCCCACCACUGUCGGUCAUGUACUUCCGUUUCAAGAUGGAUAAUUCGGACAUCUUCCAGAAGAAUUCCAUCAAGAAGAAGGUCCCUUACGGUCUGAUCUUGCAGCGUUACUGGAAGUACCUUCUCGGAACUGCGGGAUCAUGGUUCUUUUACAACUUUAUCUCAUACCCAUUUGGCAUCUUUGCCGGAACCAUCAUUGACCAGUCCGGUGGCGAGAACCCUUCCUUUGUCCAUACUGCCCAAUGGAUGCUGUUGCUCAACUUUUUCUACCUCCCCGGAUCCAUCUCGGGAGCUUUGGCCUCGGACAAGCUUGGACGCAAGAAGACUAUGUCUCUGGGAUUCUUCAUGCAGGGCGUUCUUGGAAUCUUGAUGGGUGUCUUCUACAAGGACCUGCUCAAAAAUUUCCCCCUCUUCGUCGUCGUCUACGGAAUCUUUAUGGCCUUUGGAGAGUUUGGACCCGGUGACAUGUUGGGUCUGGUCUCGGCCGAGAUUUACCCCACCGCUAUCCGUGGUACCGCCUAUGGUUGGUCGGCUGCCAUUGGAAAGUUUGGCGCCUUUGUUGGUACCACUGCCUUCAAGCCUGCUGUCGCCGCAUUGGGAGGAGGAGAUGCCGACAAGGGCCAGGCUCGGGUUUUCAUCCUCGCCUCUGGAUUAGCACUUUUGGGUUCGAUCUUCACCUGGUGCCUGAUCCCCGACUACUCCAAGAGGAACCUGCACGAGGAGGACGAAGACUUUAGAAAGUUCCUCGAGUCCAAGGGCUACGAUCUGUCCAACUUUGGUGCCCCCAGUGCCCCCACUGCUGCCGACCUUGAGGCUGCCGACAGCGACGCCGCCUUUGUCGACGAGAAGCACCCCAGCAAGGGCCUAAUCGCAGCACCUUAG